Epithele typhae is the source of this 1320-nucleotide messenger RNA. Its product is annotated as kinase-like domain-containing protein. Gene Ontology annotation, biological process: intracellular signal transduction; peptidyl-serine phosphorylation. The record is from RefSeq and is a predicted model, not a curated record. Gene Ontology annotation, molecular function: protein serine/threonine kinase activity; ATP binding. Lineage: Eukaryota; Fungi; Basidiomycota; Agaricomycetes; Polyporales; Epitheliaceae. The transcript has 5 exons. The coding region runs from base 1 to 1320 and encodes 439 amino acids.
AUGGGUUUUGACGGCACCGAAGACACGCUUUUCGACCACGAUUUCAUCAGCAUUCCCGAAGACGAGUUGUCUUAUAAGCCAAGCCCACUCAAGUCUCCCCUCCGCCGAUGCCUCUCGUCGUUCUCCGCCCUGUCUGCCCCCCUCACCCACACCCUCCACCACCUACCGCGGUCCAUCACCAACUUCUCGCUCUCGCCCUCGUCGCCGCCCUUCUCGCCCCCGCCCUUCGCCUCGCCGCCUACCAGCACCCCCGCUCGCACCCCGAAGCCUCCCCGGUCCUUGACCACCGCCGACUUCCUCCCCCUGCGCAUGCUCGGCCGCGGGGGGCACGGAACCGUGUACCUUGUCCAGGACACCGUCUCCGAAAAGCGCCUCGCGAUGAAGGUCAUCGCGAAGAAUGGGCUCCCGCUGCGCGACUACCCCGCGAUCUUCUGCGAGCAAGCCCUCGGGCGCGCGUUCGCCACGCAAGGCUCGGGGGCUCCCGGGGCCCGCGGUGGGGACCACACCUUCGCGCCGCUGCGGGGCAGCUUCGAGGACACGGACAACUUCUACCUGCUCACGGACUACUACCCGCGCGGGGACCUGAUGCAGUGGCUCAAGCGGCACGGGACCGCACCCGCGGCGCGGGCGCGGGCGUGGUGCGCGGAGCUGCUCGUCGCGCUCGAGCGGCUGCACGCGCGGCGCGUCGUCCACCGGGACGUGAAGCCGGACAACGUCAUGCUCGCGGACGACGGCCGGCUCGUGCUCGCGGACUUUGGGAUCGCGCGGGACUUCGCGGCGCAAGAAACGGGCGCGGCGUGGAGCGGCGUCGCUGCGUGGGACGGGCGGCGGAUGGGCGGGGAGGCAGAGGAGGGAGGCGGGAGGGAGGUUUCGCACGCGUUGGUCGGGACCCCGGGGUACAUCGCGCCGGAGGUCUACUCGGGGUGCUACUCGUAUGCGGUGGACGUGUGGGGGGCGGGGGUGGUCUUGUAUUGCAUGCUGACGGGGAAGCUGCCUUUCGGAUUGCUCCCGAAGACCCAGGGGUUGGCAGAGAUAAUCGAUAGGACGGAUUGUUGGCCUGCGACAUUUGGCCUCGACGAUGUUGACCCGAAGGCUCGAGAUCUACUGACGAAGAUGCUGGAGAAAAACCCGACGAAGCGGCCGAGCAUUCGCAAGUUGAAGAAGCAUCCGUGGUUUCGUGGAGUGGAUUGGAAAGCCCUGGAAGCGGGGAUACCGACGUCGCCAGAAAGACCCACCCAUGGGCUGGAAGUGCUUGUCACUGACGAGGUGACUCUUGCUUCGCGUCGACCUAAUGCUAGUUUGCUGAAGCCGGCCGUAUAG